This is a messenger RNA of Phytophthora sojae, 1212 nucleotides long. RefSeq lists its product as hypothetical. The record is from RefSeq and is a predicted model, not a curated record. Bases 1 to 1212 code for a protein of 403 amino acids. The transcript has a single exon. Lineage: Eukaryota; Oomycota; Peronosporomycetes; Peronosporales; Peronosporaceae.
AUGAGCAAACGCAAGUGCGUCAAUCGGACGGAGCAAGAGAAGAUUGAGCUACUGAAGGAGUGGAGAGACAACCCGUCAUGGGACAUCCACGAGGCAUCACGACGGCUUAAAGUGAAGGAGCCGACGCUCCGCGGAUGGAAAAAGCUUUAUUGGCACCGUUUGGACAGCAUUGAGGGCUCUAAGCGGAAGCGGAAGAAAGGAAAUGGCCCGGGUCCGCGUCGCAAGCUAAAACCGUACGAAGACCGAGUUGUUGAUUACUUCGUUAGCUUGCGCGAGGAAGGCAAGUGCCGUUUUGGGGAUAUGCUGUUUUACUGCCAGAACAUUGAUAAUUUCAUGAGAGAUUUUCCGGAACUCAGUGGCCAGAAAUCAUGGGUUGAUCGCUUUAUUAAGUACUACUCCAAACAGUUGGAUUCCCAAGAUGGCGAAGUACCUGGCGGAGUUAAAACCCAUUCUGGCGGCGAUGGAGCUAAUUCGGGCGAUGGUGGAGCUAAUUUGGACGGAGUUGACGGCGAUAGAGCUAAUCUGGACGGUGGUGGAGUUAAUUCGAGCGGUGGUGACGGCGACGGAGCUAAUUCGGACGGUGGUGGAGCUAAUUCGGGCGGCGGUGGAGGUAAUUCAGACGAUAGUGGAGCUAAUGCGGACGGCGGUGGAGGUAAUGCGGAAAGUGGUGGAGUUAAUUCGAGUGGUGGUGACGGCGACGGAGCUAACUCGUACAGCGACGGAGCUAAUUCGGGCUGUGAUGGAUCAAAAUCAGACAAAGGAGCCCCUAAAUUGGACAUAAGAGGCGCUAACACGGACGGCGAUCGAGAUAAAUCGGACAGCGGCGCUAACAAGGGCGGUCAUGGGAGAAAAGACCGAGUUCGUGCAGCAAGAAGUGGUGGUAAUGCCGCGCAAAAUGCCCGAGUAGAUGACAGUGACGAGAACGGGGAUCACAGCGUUGAUGAAAGCGUCCCUGGUGAAGUGCCAAUCGCUCGUAGGAAAGGUGCAGGUGCGGCACACAACGUGAACGAGCUUUCCGGUCAUGAUGAUUUUUUGUUUGGUGGCACUGGAAAUGUUAGCAGUGAUGAGAGUGCUGCUAGCAGUGGUUGUGCGAGUGAUUCGGAUGAUAGUCUAUUCGAGAUCGAUACUCAUGAAAAGAAGGCACCCGCUUGCCCAAAGAAGCAGAUUUUCUUCAGGAAGCCGCAUCUGUGCGCCGUCAAAGCGUUUGCAUAA